GUAAGGUCUUUCCGAUAUCAACAGUCAGGUUGAAUAACAUGUACCAAAUGAAGAGAAGAAUCAAUAUGGUGAUUGAAGAACGACCUUAAAACACAUUAAUGGAUUCCAUUGUUGAAUAAGAGUUGAUAAAAAAUAUUAUCAGAUUGAUAUGGAAAAUGAAUUUACAAUUUUCCUCCAAUCAAUUUUCUCACAGUCAAACACAAAUAUUGGCAAACUGUUCUUUCAAAGAAAAAGAUUCUUGAAAAAAUUUUGCAAUUUAAAAGAAAACAAUUACAAUUUGUCAACUAUUAUAAAUCUUGAUUGAUGUUGAGGUUCACAUGAUCGAUUCUUUAGCACCGGAAAUCACUGAUUGACAAAAUCUACCCUCACAAGUCUAGAAAAAUAAAUUCAAAAAUGAUGAUCUAAGGAGCAUUUGAAUGUAAAAACCGUUAAAAAGGUUUAUCAUAUCAGAAGACAAAGAAAAUGAACGCUGACUAGUAAGACAAUUUUUCCACUCUUUAUUUUUCAACUAUCUUUUAGCAAAGCAGUGAGCUAAUACUUUCAACAGUAAAAUUUAAUCGCCUUGUUUAUGCUAAACGACCAUUAAAAUUUUUAAUUAAAAUUUACUAAAUCACUUGUGUUGACAACAAAUUAUCAUUGGUUAACGUGUUCGGAUUAUUUGUAAUGGAUUAACUGGUUUAUUUUUGGUGAAAAACAUUGGAAAAAUCAAGGAUUCAGGUUACUCUGAAAUUUUGGGUUGUUUCCUGGAUUAUUUAAAGAUUAUAGUAUGGCUAACUUUUCCAAUUUGGUUUCUGUUAAAAGGGAUAUCUAUCGUAAAUCGAAACAAGAUUCAAAAGAAAGUGAGGAUAACAAACAUACCUUGGUAAUCUCUUCCUCACCACCUCCUAUUGUUUAUGGCAAAGAUAAAUCAUGUGUUACACAAUCAACAAACCUUCAUACUUAUAUCAUCCUGUUAUGCUAUCUUGGCGCUUUGAUUCAAGGAGCUACAAUCUUUAGUAAAUAUCUUAAAUAUCCGACGACGAAUACAGUUUACAUCGAGCGUCCAUCAGAAACUGAGCUACCUUCUAUCUCAUUAUGCUUCUUCUAUUCUUUGGAUGAAUUUCAGAAUGUCACAGUUAUAGAUGGUGUCGAACAUUAUCCUUUAAAGCUGUCCGAGAUUAAUGAGCGUUUACCUAAGAUUGAAGAUUGGAUUCUCGAUUGUAAGGUUCUUAACAAUAACAGCUAUCAAUAUGAACCUUGUCUAAAUUUAUGGAACUAUUAUGUUGAAUAUUUGUCGCUUUAUUCCAAGUGCUAUUCUUAUUUUGAAAGUUUGAUGCCACAGAUCUAUUAUAAAAGUCAAUUCGUCAUGGGAAAAUGGAUGAUGGAGGUGAAAUUUAACAUUUCAGUUAUAAAAAGCAAACGUAUCGGUAUUUAUAUCACGCACACUUAUGCUGAACUAGAAGAGUCUCUUGGCAAUCCAAGUUUUCUGCAAUUUGAUACAGUUGAAAACAAUCAAGCUGGUGUAACAUUCCAAAAUACAGUAGUUGAGCGUCUUCCGCCUCCAUACAAUACGAGUUGCCGUUACUAUGAACAUGAACCCUGUAACCACCCUAAAACCUGCACGAGGCAUUGUGUUAUGAAUAUGUCUUAUGACAAUUAUCAUUCAUGGUUUUCUCGGAGUUAUGUAAAACUGCGACCCGAGUUCAUGGAUGGUCACUUUACUAAUCGCUCAGAAAAAGAAAUGUUCAAAAAUUGCUCAGAAACAUAUUCUGAACAACCAUGCCACGACUACUAUUACCUAGCAAUUUUAACUAGUGCGUUCAAAUCAGAGAUACUAGAAAAUGAUACAUUCCAACUGUCUAUGGCAUACCCAAUAGCACCUAAAACUCAAGUAGUUUUUCAACCUGCGUCAAAACUCAUGGAUACUCUGUGUUUGUUUGGUGGCCAGUUUUACCUGUGGACCAGUAUUUCACUACUUUGUGUGAUAAGUUUAUUAUCAUGGAAAUUUAAGAAAUUUUUCAAGAAUGUAUCGAAUGACGUGAUGCUAAAGAGAAAUAGUAAAUUGAGUCACAAUCUCAAAACUUGUAUUUCCAACACUCAGCUAAGACCUAAAGUUUCUGUCAUUUCAAAGGCCGCAGAAGAUGACGCAAAAUUUAAAACAGUUAGACUCAAUAAAUUUACAUCACAUGGUUUAUCGACACUGAUGCCACCAGAAGGAUAGCUCUGAAAAAUUAUGUCUUCAUUUGAAUUGUGGGAAUCAUUAGUGGUUAACACAACCGCUAUCCUGAUUAUCAUGGAAGUGAAUCUCAACAUCUUAAUCAUUUAUACUGGUUCACUUCCCAUAGAAUAGUCAAUUAGAUAAUGCUAGAUAAUCAUGUAGCUUGGACAAUUCCCCUUGAUGAAGCUUCGGAUAAUGAAUCAUUGGUUUCGUUGAUUCACCUCAUAAUUGUUGGUACAGUUAACUAGAGCACGGGCAUUGGAUCGAGUUUAUUUUUGUUCAACAAUUUCCAAAUUUUAUUCACGGCUAUUAGAGCUCAUGAAUAAUGUUAAUUUAAUAGACAGUAAUCAAAUUUUGGACUAACACAGAUUUUGAAACAAACAUCUGAAAGAGCAUAAAUUUUAAAUUUGCAAUAAAACAUUGUUAAUUUGAA
Messenger RNA from Tetranychus urticae (two-spotted spider mite), 2630 nucleotides. RefSeq lists its product as uncharacterized. NCBI's taxonomy places the organism in Eukaryota, Metazoa, Arthropoda, Arachnida, Trombidiformes, Tetranychidae. The record is from RefSeq and is a predicted model, not a curated record.